This is a messenger RNA of Telopea speciosissima, 1421 nucleotides long. RefSeq names its product transcription factor bHLH84-like. The record is from RefSeq and is a predicted model, not a curated record. NCBI's taxonomy places the organism in Eukaryota, Viridiplantae, Streptophyta, Magnoliopsida, Proteales, Proteaceae. Gene Ontology annotation, molecular function: protein dimerization activity; DNA-binding transcription factor activity. Gene Ontology annotation, biological process: regulation of DNA-templated transcription. The coding region runs from base 77 to 1189 and encodes 370 amino acids. The transcript is spliced from 5 exons.
AACAGAACCAUAAGAGAAGCCUUUACUUCUUCUCAAUUCCUAAACUUUCUCCAAAACCCAAUUCAGAGAAAGAAGAAUGGAGCAUGUAGAAGGUUUAUCAGAGGGAGAAUGGAGCUCUUUCAGUGGAAUGUUCUCCACAGAUGAGUCAGAUUUCAUGGCACAGUUGCUUGGGAACUACUCUGUUCCCCAUGAUCAUGAAGCUGGAUCAACCUUGAGCUUAGGGACUCUAUCAAGUCUUUGGCCUGGUCAUGAAGCCGCUGCCGCCGCCGGCAAUACUACUGGGAGUGAUGAGAGGACAUACUAUUGUUCAGAUGGUGUUAACUCUAGUUUUAUCUGUUACCCUCAAGGGAGUAACUAUAGCAGUGGUACUAGUAGUCUCUUACUACCCUCACACCACCACCAUGGUCACUACUAUUUGAGCAAUAGCAGCAGCUCCAUGUCCAUGGAUUUCUCUAUGGUUAACCCUUCCAUUCAGGUAUUUGCUGAGAACCCAGUUGAAGAAGCUGCUUGCUUGAAUGAGGAGAUGAGCAGUGACAGUGCACAUGAAUCUGGUGCAUCCCCAGAAGCCGCCGCCGCCAUUGCUCUUCGUGACAAGAAACUUCCACAACUAAAGAGGAGACCUGUAAUGCUGGAUCCUAAUGUCAAUUCAGAAGACAAACCUGAAUACCCAAGGAAGAAAUCUCGGAUUCCAACAGGAGAAGUUCAAAGGACUAAGAAGAAUGUGCAAUCAAAGAAAACCCAGAAACUGAACCUAAACAGCAAUGAUGAUGAAGAGAAUGCUGGUACAAAUGGGCAGAGUUCUUGCAGUGACUGCUCAGAGGAUGACUCCAAUGCUUCUCAGGAGCUAAACGGAGGAGGAGCAACUUCAAGCUCCAAAGGUCCUGAAGCUCUAAACCUAUUGAAAGGGAAAACAAGAGCCAGUAGGGGUUCAGCCACUGAUCCACAAAGCCUCUAUGCUAGGAAGCGAAGAGAAAGAAUCAAUGAGAGGUUGAGAAUCCUACAAAACCUUGUCCCUAAUGGCACAAAGGUUGAUAUCAGUACAAUGCUAGAAGAAGCUGUACAGUAUGUCAAAUUUUUGCAGAUCCAAAUCAAGCUCUUAAGCUCUGAUGAUCUAUGGAUGUAUGCUCCCAUUGCUUACAAUGGAAUGGACAUUGGGCUUGACUUGAAGUUAUUAUCUACAACCAGAUGAUGAUGAUAACUUUGGAAGGCAUGCAGAGGGUGGUGCUGGAUAACUAUGCUGUUAAUAAAUCAAUCCAUUUACUACCUGGGUUCAUUAUAUUUAACACUUUAACAGAAAAGAACAGUAAAAAAGAGACUUAUUAAUUCAUAGAUUCCUAUCUUGUAAUGGGUUGAUCAUCCAAAUAAGUAAAUUCAGAAAACCCUUUUCUCAAUUUGCCUUUUUUUUUUCCUCAUAUGUUUCU